Molecule: messenger RNA, 3478 nt
Organism: Monopterus albus (swamp eel)
Lineage: Eukaryota; Metazoa; Chordata; Actinopteri; Synbranchiformes; Synbranchidae
Product: ubiquitin carboxyl-terminal hydrolase 37-like
Exons: 16
Coding region: 185-2020 (611 amino acids)
Biological process (GO): protein deubiquitination; G1/S transition of mitotic cell cycle
Cellular component (GO): nucleus; cytosol
Molecular function (GO): cysteine-type deubiquitinase activity
Source: RefSeq, a predicted model, not a curated record
UCACAUGUUUAUCUGCCUGUGAAAGUUGUUUUUGUUGAAAAAGGUUAACUGUAAUGUGUUCUAGUUUCAUGAUGUCACAGAAUUCCGGAACACACAACAGUUGGUAUAUUUCAGUUAGAGAAGUACUUGGUUUACACUAACCCAAGUUUGCUUUUUAUAAAACUGCGUACUAACUACUGCAAAAAUGUUUUGCUUCCCACGAAAAAAGAAAAAACAUCAAUUUGAUGUGGAAGUUGCAGACCAGAAGCUUUUCAGCAAACAUAAGAGCAUCAAUGUAAAGGCUGACCCAAAACAAAAAAGUGUGGUCCCAGAGACCUUGGCCACUUCUGCCACCGCAGUUUCAACUCCAGUCAAGGCUUCACGGGAAAAAUCAAAGAAGGUUUCCUGGUGGCGUAGGUGGUUUUGUCGUAAGAAGAAACCCAAGAAUAAGACUCCAGUGAAAGAAGAUGUGGCAGAAAAUGGGAACCUUCCAACAUCCUCUGCCACGAAAGACAUUGUUCGUGCCAUUGAGGAGCCAGAGGGUGGUGAAACUGGUGUCCAGAGGGCUUCACCCACCCUUGACCCUCCAGUCUCAGCUGAGCUACAUUUUGAUGAUAAAAAUGUGACAGAAGACACAAACCAGUCAUCUUCUCUCAUGGAAGAGAUUGUCAUCACAGACAAAGAGUCUGAAGGAAAACCUGUCCAGGAGGCUUCAUCUGCCACUGACCCUCCAGCCUCAGUUGCACCUGAGACUGGAAAGAUAAAGAAGAGUAGGCCACCUCGGUGUCAUAUGGAAAAGGAGUCUCCAGCUGAGACAAAUGAAGGAGUCCCAGCACUGGAGACAGCUGAGGGCGACUCAGAUGAUAAGUUGACCCAAGUUCAAGAAGAUGCAAAGUCCUACUCAAAUGACACCAGCGGGAAAAAAGAAAUGAACUAUGAACUUGCUGCUAAACUCAUAUACAGGCAGUUUAACCCAUCAGGGUAUGGUGGGUGUCUACAGGCAGAAUCAAAAAACAUCAGCCCACAGACAAACACAUACAAACACUCUAAAAAUCAGUUUGCCUCAUCCAGCAAGAAAAACCUCUCCAAAGCAGAUCUGGCCUGCCUUGGGUUUCCCAACCUCGCACAGACCUGCUACAUGAACUCUACUCUGCAAGGCCUUCUAACUCUGAAACAUUUCGUUCAUGAGUUCAACAGCCAGAAGACUGUGUGGAACACUAACGCUAAAUGUCAGAUCAUCAGAUGCCUUGUGGAGCUCGAAGCCUGCCGCACCUCCAACAGUAUGUCAAGGAGGAAACAACUUCUGGCCGCCUUUAAACAGAGUGUCGCUGAGUUUAACUCUGAGUUUGACGAUGACGGUCAGCAAGAUGCCCAUGAGUUCCUCAUCUGUGUGCUGGACAAGAUGAGAUCUCUGUCGCUUGAGCUGCAGGAAGAAGCAUGCAGCAUGGGCUUCAGUUACACCUGCCCUGUAAAUGCUCACAUUGCCUUCCAGAUGUUGAAUACAAUGACGUGCAGACGAUGUGGAGUCCAGUCUACCAGAGAGGAGGACUACACUGCCCUCUCCCUGGACCUGGUGCCUGGAAGCUCAGUGUGGCAGUGUCUGCAGCAAUACCUGAAAGGGAGCUACUUGGAGUAUCACUGUGAGUGUGGAGCUAAGGAGUCAUCACAGCAAUGGUCAUUCUUGACACUGCCAAAUGUGCUGAUCCUCCACCUGAAAAGGCUGAGGUUCACUCCGUCCUUCGAAGUGGAGAAGGUGGUUAGCCCUAUCAUUCUAUCCAGGGAACUUGUGGUACAUUCUGAGCCCAGCAGCACCCAACAGACAAUGUCUCGCUACUCUCUGGUGAGCGUCAUCAGCCAUUUGGGCUACACAGCACACUCCGGCCACUACAUCUGUGACGGUGCUUACCCAGAGGAACCUGGUGACGUGACAGACCGCUGGCUGACAUACAACGACAAGCACGUCAGCAAGACGACAGGAGCCUCAGUCUGUUACCAGCGGCAGAAAACAGCAUGCCUGCUGUUCUAUGAGAAACAGCUCUAGAAGAAUCUCAUGGCUAGGAGAAAGACCUGAAGCACAAGAAGCAAUACACAAAAACAGCAAGGACCCACAUUAUCAAUAUAUAAAAUACUUAAUAAAACUUUUAUUGACCUGGUGCCCAUAGGUUCUUUAGUCUCCUGGAACACAACAGAGCAUUGCAGGGUUAUUCAAAAACAAAAUGCAGGUUUGGAGAUGUGAUCAUGAAAGUUUCUUCUUCCUCUCAGCAGUUCAUGUUCAUUUUAAUAUUGAAAUAGUGUUGUAGUUUAUCAGUUGAGUGAAAGAAUGAAUGAAGAAAUGCAUAUAGCCUAAUGGUCUACUGCCUCUUACAAGUGGGGGCAGAAUCUCAGAAAUGCAUCAGUGAUAGAGAAAUGCUCUCAGUGGCUCCAUCAGAGCUACAGGGUGUGCAGUGCUCAUUUUCACCUAGCACGUUCAAGAGGCUAACAAGUGUGUAGGCCUAUAUGGUGUACUAAACAGAUAUCACAAUAAAAUUGAAAAUCCUUUUAGAAAAAUCAGAAAGCUGCCUAAUAAACAAACAAUCUAAUUAACUAUGCAUAGGUCUCAGGCCACUAUUAGUUUAGGUGUUUUAGCAAGGUUGUAAUGAUAAUUUAUAUUUAUUUCUCAGUCUCUUUAUUAAGAUAUAACCAGAAUAUACAGGAAAUAUGUACACAAUAUUAAAAAAAAACUUCUGAACAAAAUGGUUUCUACAGCCCAAAGUCAGUGUGACUGACAGAUAUAAUAAUAGAUAAAAAGAUACUACUACUAAUAAUCUUUUUCAUAAGAUAGAAAAAUUCUAUUUUAUAUAGAUUUCAGGGGCUCCAUAGUUUUCAUUGUUUGUUGUAAAAAAAACUAUUCAUAAAUAAAUAAUGAAUGUAUUAGUGCCUUAGUGCAUUAGUACAAAGUGGUAAACAUGGCAAUACAGUAAACUGGUCUGAAAAGCAAAUUGCAGCAAGAAGUAGGCACGGCCACUUGUCAUCAGCUCGUCAUCAGGCUUUUGACCAGAUGGCUGUGAACAUCUCCACCGAAUGAUUCCCAAAGCCUUAUAGACUGCACUUAAAGUAGUACUGCCUCCAACGAAGUGCAGUCCACUGGAAACCGAGCAGGAGGAGUCGCACUUUACUACUUCGUGUAGUUGCCUAUUAAUUAUUACUGAAGACUAGAACUUCCAUGCAUUCACAAAUUUUUUUAAUGUUAUCAUGAAUUCACGUGCUUAAUAUCAAGUGUAAUUACUAUGUCAGGAUCCACUGUGAAUAUUUAUUUAUGUAUUUAUAAUACUUUUAGCAAAAUUAAGGCCGGGGUGUAGGAGUACAAAUGACCCUACGACUAAGUCCUUCCUUAAUUUAAGCAGCUGUCACACUUGCUCAUAGUUGUUAAAAUGUCAGUUCAGACUUGUGUAUCUUUGUGUUAGAUCAUACAUUGCUGCACUAAACACAAAGGUCCAGAUUAUAGUAGGUUCAAAUGAUA